Messenger RNA from Caenorhabditis briggsae, 4836 nucleotides. Lineage: Eukaryota; Metazoa; Nematoda; Chromadorea; Rhabditida; Rhabditidae. The record is from RefSeq and is a predicted model, not a curated record. Gene Ontology annotation, cellular component: integrator complex. Gene Ontology annotation, biological process: U2 snRNA 3'-end processing.
AGCCCCCGCUCUGACGCCCAAAACACCCAACUGGAAGUAUUUCUGGAAUUUCUAAAGCCCUGGUUCGAGACAAUUCGUGGAGAAGUCCUCCCAAAACCACUUUUCCGUGCUCUAUGCCUCCUUUGUGGAUCAGAAAACGUGCGUCAAUUCAUCUCGAGUCGACUGGAGAUCUGGAUAACACUACAGAAGUUUCAUCGAGAAAUUAGUGAACUCCUACUGGUGCUCGGUACGAAUAUCAAUGUAAAACAGUACGAAAUGGACCGCGAAAUGAUUGAUGUGCUGCUCAAAUUGAAUACGAAAAAUAUGAAGACGCGAACCGUCGUCGGUCCAUUCAACGUCUGCCUCCGCCGCAUCUGUGAUCUGCCGGCCAACGUGGAAAUCGUUCUCGAAUCCCUCGUCGUCAAUGAAACCGGACCACCGCAGAAUCGUUCAAAUAACAACGUCCAAACGAUUUAUAUGAUUCUGAACAGUCAUACAGAAGAGGCAACGAAGGCGUUGGCGAGAAUCACAAGUAGAGAAUUGAUCAAAGAGAAGGAGAAUUCGGUGAAGAUGUUAAGAGCGUUCUUCCGCGAAAUGAUACGUGGAUUUUAUCAGCAAAAAACUGGCGAAUUCCCGUUCGCUGCGUUUGCGGAGACUGUUUUCAAGGAGGUUUUGAGACGAGGAGAAGCGGAUGAAGUACCCCUUCUAAUGUGUGACAUGGUCUCCCAAAUGCCGCUUAUCACCCUAACCGCAGUGAUAACAACUCGUGAGAAUGCCUUCUCCACCAAAUACAACACUCCUCUACCCACCGGAGACUACCCGAUGAUCUCAACUGAAGCCAAAAUCGCCAAAGAGAAAUUCAAGGCCGAAUACGUGGCAUUUGCUGAGAACUGCAUUGAAUUCCUGAUCUCCUCCCGGAAAUUGUUCCAAACGGAUGGGACCUACUUGGCGAGUUUCUACCUGCUCUUAUUCUUGGAAUCCAAUCGAGACGUCUAUCCGGGUAUCGAGAUGGCUGUGGUGACGGAAGCAGAAAUGACAACUUGUGUUCGGGUGUUUGGAGAGUGUGGAUUGUCGGAGAAGAUGUUUUUGAUGCUAUGCCAUGAGGGAACGAAUCAACUAUCGCCCCGAUCUCUAAUCGAUUUGAUCUCUGCUCUAACCCACCGUGCAGUGACUCAUCAAUCUCAAACAUCUACAGUACCCCUCAUCAGCUUCUCCGAUCCCUUUGAACUCAUCGAUUCGUUCCUACAAAUGACAAUCUACCCGGAAUCCGAUUUGCCACGUCUCGAUCCGCCGAUUUGUCAACGGAAUCUCUACUGGAUCGCAUGGAACAUCAUCAUUUUAUGGAUCGCCGGUGGAUCGGAAAUUUGCGGAAAAUUCGCGAAAAUCUAUGAGAGCUACACCGUUUUGAGAUACAUGAUUCAUUGCAUAAUGACGAGGAAAUUUGAAUUCCCGCGCGAUUUCGAAGGGAAAUCCGCCGGAAUUAUGGCUGAGGAAGAGGCGGCGAUGGAGAGUUCAGAAGCCAUCGUUUUGAAUAUGUAUAGGAAGAAGCUGGAUCGAGGAAUGCCCGUGGAGGCGAUGGCGUUUUUGGAGAGAUCCGCUUUCCGUGCUCCAUCCCUAAUGGAUGAAAUCCGUCAUUUAUCGGAUCGAUAUCAAUUGGCUUCCCGUUUCGCCAAAUGCCAGUCACCACCAUUGUUAUCUCAACUGAUUCAAACCGUUGGAGCUCAAAACUCUUUGUUCGCAAUCCGCGAAAUGUUGUCUGUCGAUGCAUCUACUGCCAAGCGUCUCACAUCUGAAUGCAUAUUUCAUUCCCUGAUUUACUAUUUUGAUAGUCAUCGAUUGAGAGAUUUGGAUCAGAAUUCCAGUCAUGUUGUUAAAGCGGUAAGGGGUAAAAAACAAUGUAAUUUGAUACAAAAUAAUUAUUUUCAGCUAAUUCUUCAAGCCGAAAAAAAUCUGAAAUCCGCGGAAUCGGUGGAUGAAGACUUCCUGCUCCAAUCAUUCGUUUCGUCUCUAGCUUCCCCUCAAUUUUCGAUUCGUUCGGCAGCUGUGAAUACAUUUUCGAAGCUAUUCCCACCGUCGGACGAGGAUAAGCCAUUCGAUUUGGGGAAAUUAUCAUUGGUUCCACGCUUUGAUUCGAGAAAAUCGACAUAUUUGGAGACGAUGGCGAGUGCGAUUCUGGUGGAAACCGAUGCGCAUCUGGCGAACUCGUAUUUGCAUUUUUUGACCAAAAAUAGUAUGGAAAACGAAGAUGAUCAUAGGAUUGCCCGUGCGAUUUGUCAGAUUCUCUCCACCGACUGUCAACAGCUACACACAUCGCUGUGUGAUUACUUUGUUCAAUACGUGGAUAUGUGUUCAGAAAUUCAUAAAAUCAAAGAGUCAACCCCCAUUGACGAUUCUCUAUGCUGUCUGGAUAUAGGGACAUCUCGAAUUGCAUUAAGUCGAGAAGUUCCAGUCGCUGUUGUCAAGCUAUUAUCGAAAUUUGAUACGAAAAAUAUGGAAAAAGGAGGGAAGAGUACACCAUUCGAGAUGUUGGUUCAGUUCUGGCUAUCUCCUGGUCGUAUUCCCAAAAUGGUGGAUCGUCAAACCGGUGAAACUCGUCAAUUUCUGAAUCUUCCAAUGCGCAAAGAAAUGCUCAAAUCGGCUGAGCAACGAGUCGUCGACGCGGCACUAGAGGAUUUAUCUGAGACCGAUGCACAGGAAUUUGUUUUAGUAUCACAAAUGUCAAGAGAAACUGCCGAGAAGGUUUUCAGAAAAGCUGAAAAUAUGAAAAUCCAAUCGCUAGACCGUCAAACGCUGUCAAAUAUGUAUCUACUGCUACGUGGCUACCGUAUGACUGGAGUGAAAUCAGGCGAAUUGCUUCUAAAUCGAAUAAAAGAGGAGAUGGAUCGGCUGGAUUCGAUAGUUCUAAAAGAGGAACCAAUGGAAAUUCAAAUGCCUGAAAACGAGACGAAACCCGAGGGUUUUUUGCGCCUAGCAAUGCUUUGUACAGCUGAGAAAUCGUUGGUUUUCACAAGUGGAACUAUGGAAAAAAUGGAAGCGAAUGAUAUUUCGAAUUGGUUGAAGACGCAUUGUGCGGCUUUGGUAAGCGCAAAAUCCAAAAGCGCCCCGAUAUUCCGCGUUCCAUCGGCGUUCAUCCAAUCGGCAAUGAACGAUGAGAAGUGCUCGCUCUCGUGUCUAUCCCACAUUGAAGCCAAUUUGAAAUUCUUCCUCUCUCACGAAUCCGCAUUUCAGACACUAUCAGUUAUCAUUGAUUCCGCCGCUAAUAAGUUUGAUUUCGUUCGAAAGCGUCUGGAAACCUUCUCAGCGAAGAUUCUGAAAAGUGUCACUCCACCACCGUCAGUCAUUGGAAUCCUCCAAAAACACGCUGCGAAUAGUCAAAAAUCCAGUCAAACCACCCCGAAAAAUCACAAAAUCGCAGCCUCGACAUUCUCGGAAUUCGCUGGAGCCCUUAAGAAAGUUUCGUCGGAUCAAAAAGACGAAAAACGACUCAUCGGCGAGUUCAUGACGACGUUUGUGAAGGACAAAGGAGAAGUGGUGGAUUCGGAAGACGUCUACGUCUUCAUCAGAAGUCUUCUGAAGGUCUACGCUGGCGAGAAUUCCGAAACCGUCGAGAAGUGUCUCUCGAAUCGAUGGAGUCCUCAGUUGAGAGCCAUCGUGUGUUCGGUGGUCCUGGAGAAGUAUUCGCCGGGCAUUUGUGCAGCUUUCGUGUUUCGACUGCUCUCGGCAUACUGUGAAAAGUAUCCUGUCGCUUCGUUUAACGAACUUUUUAUGAUCAGAAAAGGAGAAGAGGGUCUGGUGUUGAACACCAACGCAAUCAACGUUUGCGUCUUCUAUUUUUGUGAUGUCGCCACCGACACGGAUGACUACGACACGCAAAUCGUCUCUCUAAUCAGUGCGCUCGAAACCCAAGGAGGCACUCGAAUCGGCUACCUCUUCGCACGAGCUCUCCUCCAGACGUGCUGUGCGAACGCGUCGCCAAUCCGCCGUCGAACCGCUCAACGUCUUCUGGAACUUCUCUCGGACUCGCUGCUCUAUCUACAGUACAAAGUGGGCAUGGUGUCGUCAUUGCGAGUGCUGAGCAAUAUCGAAUCGCGGGAUUCGUGUAUUCGGAGAUGUGAGCAGAUUGUGGAUCGAAUCGUUGAGAUGGCACUGGAUCCGAGUGCACAGUUGUCCGAGGAUAUAUGUGAAGAGGAGAGGGAGAAGGACCCGAAAGAGCUCGAGAAGGAGAAGGAGGCGGCAGCGGCAGCGAACGAGUCGAAAUUCAAACGAGGAUUUGACAAGAGAGGCGGAGGAGGUCCAUUGGCUAAAAAAGGGAGAUUUAUCACGCCGAAAGAUCUACCCGGACCACUGGGAGCCACCACAACGAAAGCAGCGGACGAUGGAGAGGAUAGUAAUUCGAACGAUGAACCGAUUGUGGUGGCUAAGAGAGAAUGGAUUGAGACAUCGCACGCCAUUACCAGAUUCAAUUCGUUGAAGUUCCCAGUGCUCGCCAACUAUGUAUCCCGAUUGAGCGCAAUGUCAAGAAAAGAUCUAAAAGAAGAAAAACGAAUCAACAAAGUGGAAUUGGUGCUUCAGUCGGUGGUGACCCUCUGUCAAUACAUGAAACCGGAUGAGAUGAAUUCAGUGGACACGGCACUUUCGAAUUGUCUGGAAUUCUUCGAGAAGCAUCUAGAAGAGGGUGGAUACGGUGUGAAGGAGCAGACGGCGUUCGCCGAGUUGACCAUCAAAGCGUGUGCUGAGUAUUUGAAUCACAGCUUUUUGGAGGCCCGAUCAUUCCUUCGCGACAACCGGACCCUUGUGGAACGAGUCUGUAAACGGUGUCAUGAUCGAUACAACGUGGAAAUGGUCCUGGAUAAUUGU